Messenger RNA from Coffea eugenioides, 1902 nucleotides. RefSeq lists its product as uncharacterized. Lineage: Eukaryota; Viridiplantae; Streptophyta; Magnoliopsida; Gentianales; Rubiaceae. The coding region runs from base 1 to 1902 and encodes 633 amino acids. The transcript is spliced from 3 exons. The record is from RefSeq and is a predicted model, not a curated record.
AUGCAGCGAAGGAUUGGCUAUACUACCUACCUGCAGUACUUCUAUGAAGGGCUCCAGUCAACUGACAGGAGUAUUAUUGACGCUGCGAGUGGAGGAGCCCUGGCGAACAAGACACCGAAGGGAGCAUGGGACCUAAUCGAAGCCAUGGCAGAGAACUCCCAACAAUUUGGCUUCCGUGAGAGUAACCCUGCCCGUAGAGUCAACGAGGUAGAGACUUCAUCCAUACAGCAGCAACUGUCAGAGUUGACGUCUGCUGUCAGGCAAUUAGCCAUGAGGGACACACCGCGAGCGAAGGUGUGUGGAAUCUGCACUAGCAUAGACCAGUGCACGGACACGUGCCCCAUUUUGCAAGAGGACAGGGCGGAACAGGUAAACAUGGCCGGAGGCGUGCCCGCGCCCCGCAGGCAGUAUGACCCGUAUUCCAACACAUACAACCCCGGUUGGAGAGACCAUCCUAAUUUCAGUUAUGGGAACCGACAGCAAAAUUCACUCUUAAAUCGUCCACCAGGGUUUCAGCAACCAUGGCAGCAAAAGCCUCAACCUCCGCUCGCCAAUUCAAGUAGCUCUCUGGAAGAUAUUGUCAAGAGUCUAGCUACGACUACCGCCCAACUCCAGCAGGAGACUAGGUCGUUGACCACGAAUAUGGCUCAACUCCAGCAAGAAACUAGAGCCUUAACCAUGAGCACCACUCAGUUCCAGCAGGACACCAGAGCAGGCAUGAAAGAUAUGGAUGCUCGAAUAAGCCAAUUGGCAACUGCCAUCAACCGCCUGGAGUCCCACGCUCAUGGAAAAUUGCCAUCGCAACCUGAGGUAAAUCCCAGGAAUGUAAGUGCCAUGACGCUGAGGAGUGGCAAGGAACUGGAAGGGCCUAAAGUGGGAAACUCAAAAAGCAAAAGUGAGGAGGAGAUAGAAAAGGAAAUUGAGGAGGAAGGACGUGUUCGUGAGGAUCCUAAGAUACCGAAGUAUGCCAAGUUUUUAAAAGAUUUGUGCACCCACAAAAGGAAGCUAAGGGGGGACGAAAGAGUAGCGGUGGGAGAAAACAUGUCAGCUAUACUCCAAAGGAAACUCCCACCGAAAUGUGGAGACCCAGGUAUGUUCACCAUUCCCUGCAAGAUAGGAGGUACCCCAAUUAGGAAAGCAAUGUUGGAUUUGGGGGCGUCAAUUAAUGUUAUGCCGAAAACAAUCUAUGCUUCUCUUAAUCUUAGCCCAUUAAAAGGCACAGGCAUUAUAAUUCAACUUGCAGACCGUACCAAUGCUUAUCCGGAGGGGUUAGUUGAAGAUGUUUUGGUACAGGUCAAUGAGUUAGUUUUUCCUGCAGACUUCUAUGUCUUAGAUAUGGGAGAUGAAAAGGCAUUAAAUCCGUCACCUAUUUUGCUAGGUAGACCAUUUUUAAGUACUGCUAGGACAAAAAUAGAUGUGAAUGAGGGUACUUUGUCGAUAGAAUUUGAUGGUGAAAUUGUAAAUUUCAAUAUCUUUGAUGCGAUGAAAUACCCAGAUGAGACUAACUCUGUUUUUGCUUUGAGCAUUAUUGAACCUCUUGUACAAGACACAUUUGAAUUGAAUGGGGGCGAUGCACUGGAAGUGGCAUUGGCCAAACAUCUUGAGUUGGGAGCAACUCUUGAUGUAGGAAUAAGUGAUGAGCUAUACCAUGCAGUUGAAGCACUGCAUUCGCUCCCACCACUCUCCCCAAGGUAUGAGCUUACUUCUCUCUUUGUACCAGAAACUCAGGCAAAAUUGUUGCCUUCUAUUGUGCAGGCACCUGAGUUGGAGCUCAAGCCUCUCCCGAAGCACUUGAAGUAUGCAUUUCUCGGAGACAAUGAGACGUUACCAGUCAUCAUACCUGCUCCGAGCCUGUCACCAAGGACAAAAGAUGACCUUUAUUCGUCUUCUUCUAGACCAUAA